Wallemia ichthyophaga EXF-994 is the source of this 1818-nucleotide messenger RNA. Its product is annotated as SWI/SNF and RSC complexes subunit ssr2. Gene Ontology annotation, biological process: positive regulation of DNA-templated transcription. Bases 1 to 1818 code for a protein of 605 amino acids. The record is from RefSeq and is a predicted model, not a curated record. Lineage: Eukaryota; Fungi; Basidiomycota; Wallemiomycetes; Wallemiales; Wallemiaceae. The transcript has 2 exons. Gene Ontology annotation, molecular function: DNA binding; histone binding. Gene Ontology annotation, cellular component: SWI/SNF complex.
AUGUCAGAAACGAACGGCGUCAGUCCAGUUGAUCCGGCGAAUGGAAAGAAGCAUGAAGCUUAUCCAGUUGUUGGCGGUGAAAUAUCGAAUAUAUCUCAGAAUCCAGAUGACAAUGUCAGCGACGACGUAAAGAUGGAAAACGCGGAUGAAAAUGCAAUCGCAAGGGAACAGUACAAGUACCAUUCACAGGAAGAAGCUCAGAAGUACUUAGCUGCUCAGACGCAAGAAGUUAUAAUACCCAGCUACAGCUCUUGGUUUAAGUUCGGUCAGAUAAACGCUAUUGAGAAAAGAUCUCUGCCGGAGUUUUUCAAUAACCGCAACAGGUCUAAAACACCUACAAUUUAUAAGGAGUACAGAGACUUUAUCAUCAACACUUACAGACUCAAUCCGUCUGAGUAUCUCACUUUCACUGCUUGCAGACGUAAUUUAGCUGGUGACGUCUGCGCUAUUAUGCGUGUCCACGCUUUCUUGGAGCAGUGGGGAUUGAUUAAUUACCAAAUUGAUCCAGAUACACGUCCAGCUGCACUUGGACCACCUUUCACGGGUCAUUUUAGAGUCACACUCGAUACUCCUAGAGGUCUUCAGCCGCUUCAUCCGGGCACUCAACCUGCAACGAAAACAGCGGCUAAAACCGAACCAGCGCAAGUACCACAGCAAUCAUCUCAACCACCAAACGUCGAGCUGCGCAAGGGUAUCUACAACACCUCCUCAUACAAAGCUACGGAGGAUCCUGACGAGACGGCCAAGACAGCGAACAAGUUCAAAACGCAGAAUGACGAUGGAGUUUCCGGAGAAGUUAGAUACUUCUGUGAUGUUACAGGCACAGAGUGCACACAAGAGCGGUACCAUUCGAUCAAAAACCCCGACUAUGUUUUAUGUCCGCAGGCUUAUCUCGAUGGACGAUUCCCAACGAGCAUGUUCUCUGGCGACUUUAUCAGAAUAACCAAUCACAAAUACAAACAUGGCACAGGAGGAGAGGAAGAUGGAGACGGUAAUGGGGAGCCUUGGACAGAUGAGGAGACAUUGCUGCUGCUCGAAGGCCUGGAGCAGUAUGACGACGACUGGAACUCGGUAGCUGAGCACGUGGGCACAAGGUCGAGGGAGAGUUGCAUUGCGCAGUUUCUGCAGCUACCCAUUGAAGAUCCAUACCUGGUUGCAUCAUCCAAUACUAACACUAACACUCACCGAGAUGCACAGUUCCAGGGCAUGGCGUCCCAAGGCGAUCUUGGUCCGCUGGCAUAUGGCAAGUUCCCAUUCUCGCAGGCGGAUAAUCCGGUGAUGAGUGUCGUUGCAUUCUUGGCCUCAGUUGUGAACCCCUCCGUUGCAUCUGCAGCAGCUAAGGCGUCGGUUGGAGAGUUGAGCAAGAGCAAGAGCGAGAAUCAAAAUCAGAAUGCCAAUGUGAACGGUAGUGAGGAGAAGAUGGAUGUUGAGCCGAGUCGCACGUCUGUUGAAAAAGCGGCUUCGGUUGCGCUGGGCGCAGCUGCAGCUAAGGCCAAGACACUAUCCACUGACGAGGAGCACAAUAUAGAGAAAUUUAUUAGCAAACUUGUCGAAUCGCAGUUAAAGAAACUCGAGUGCAAAACGGAGCAGUUUGAACAAUUAGAGUUGACACUCGAGGAGGAAAAGAAGAGCUUGGAGAAUGCAAGAAUGCAAUUAGCACAGGAACGAACAGAGUUUGCUAAGAAAGUUAAGGAGUUACAAAAAGCAAAGAAUGACCCUUCGCAUACGCUGGAGUUGUCCGAUGGUCAACUCAAGUUUGAGAAUGUAAUGGCUGAUCCUUCAGAAUUUGCAGGUGGUGAUAUUGCAACGUUGGGGUAG